Etheostoma cragini (Arkansas darter) is the source of this 2860-nucleotide messenger RNA. RefSeq names its product suppressor of cytokine signaling 4 (gene socs4). The record is from RefSeq and is a predicted model, not a curated record. Bases 195 to 1397 code for a protein of 400 amino acids. Gene Ontology annotation, biological process: intracellular signal transduction; phosphatidylinositol phosphate biosynthetic process. NCBI's taxonomy places the organism in Eukaryota, Metazoa, Chordata, Actinopteri, Perciformes, Percidae. The transcript has 2 exons. Gene Ontology annotation, molecular function: 1-phosphatidylinositol-3-kinase regulator activity. Gene Ontology annotation, cellular component: phosphatidylinositol 3-kinase complex.
GAAGAAAGGAAACUGCUGCCCCCUCUGGGAAUAGGCAUCAUAAUUAUAUAGGAAGCGGAACAGUCUGCCAUCUGUUAGAGCUGGAGCUGGCUGCAUGCGGGUCACACAUGCCCGUUAAUGUGCAGUGAACAACUGGUCCUACCAUGGAUGUGGAUGUCUGACACUGUUUGCAAGAGUAAGAAGAGGAAGCAGCCAUGUCAGAGAAGAAGCCACGAGGUUCGGACACGCGUCCAAAAUGUGGCCUCCGCAGUUGGAGUGCAGACAGUUAUAUUUGGCGGAGGAAGAAACGCUCCCGGAGCUCUCGCAACGGGUCGAGUCCCGGAGGACUGGAGGCGGAGGGGACGGAGGAGCUUGGUGUGCGGUCCACAUCCUGUCCGAGGUGGCGCAGAGAGAGAAAGUGUAGCUGCAGCACUCUCGGGGAUGCAUUGACAUCUGCAGACAUUGAUGUAGUGUGUCGGAAAGCCCUGUCCCGCCGCUCUCUGCGGCAGAAGUUUCAGGAUGCUGUUGGCCAGUGUUUUCCUCUGCGCUCUCACCAUCACCACCACCACCACCAUCACCACCACCACCAUCCAUCGGGCUCCUCGCGACCCUUCUCAGUGCUCUUCUGGUCCAAACGCAAGAUCCACGUCUCAGAGCUCAUGCAGGAAAAGUGUCCCUUCUCGCCCAAAUCUGAACUGGCCCGAUGUUGGCACCUUAUCAAAAAUCAUGCCACCCAUCCAAGUGCUCUCAAGGACGUGGACAUGGAGGCUCCCCUCAAACCCAAUGCCUCAUCUUCCUCUUCCUCCCCACCCCAGACCCCUCUCUCCUGGGAGGAGAUCUGCUGCUCUCCUGGGCCUGGAGGUACCAGUCUGGAGGACUGGAACCCUUCUUGUCCUCACGGAGGAGCAGAUGGCAGCUGUGGCCACACUGACUACAUCCUGGUCCCAGAUCUCCUCCAGAUCAACAACAGCUCCUGUUACUGGGGUGUGUUGAACCGCUUUGAGGCAGAGGAUCUGCUGGAGGGCAAACCGGAGGGAACGUUUCUUCUCCGAGACUCAGCCCAGGAUGAGUUCCUCUUCUCAGUCAGCUUCCGUCGCUACAGCCGCUCCCUGCACGCACGCAUUGAGCAGAAUGACAAGCGUUUCAGCUUUGAUGUGCGCGACCCGUGCAUGUACCGGGAUCCAAGUGUGACAGGACUACUGAGACACUACAGUGACCCGGCAACCUGCCUCUUCUUUGAGCCCCUUCUUUCCCUGCCGCUACCACGGACCUUCCCUUUUACCCUCCAGCACCUGUGCAGGGCUGUGAUCUGUAGCCACACCACCUACCAGGGCAUAGAUAACCUGCUGCUGCCUCCUCAGCUCAGGGACUACCUCCGACAGUACCACAUCAAGUGUGACGGGGCCUGCGCUGUGUGACGGUCCAAAGCAGGCCUCAUACCGUGAUAGGCAAAGAUAGGACAAGCAAAGGCAGGUUCUCUUUGCAAAGAGACAAGAGUAUUGCCAAUGAAUUCCAAGUACACUUGCUGUUGCAGAUCUUUGAAGUCUAAACAUUGCAGAACUGGAUAGUUCUGUAAGAUGUUUGUUGAUCUAGAUGAGUCUAGAGAAAGGAUCAUUAAACCAACAAAGCCUUCUCUACAGGUCUGAACUCAUCUACUGUAGGAACUCAAGGACAUAAUGUCUCUUCAUCUAGUACUAUGGGGUAGUUUGAAGGCCUUGAAUAUUGGCUUUCUGCUUGCGGCCAUCUUGACAGCUACUUGAGCCAAGUUAAGAGACACAUGUAAUUAAUAGGCAAUCAUGCCCCAACAUACUUGCCUUAAUAUUCUUAAUGGAGUAAGGAUUCUCACCAAGACAUUAAACUGUAACCCUCACUCUUUGUGGAAUAUUGACUCACGUUUUCCUCUUGACUUCAAUGCAAUCAGCUUUGUCUUGUUUGGGCAUCAUGUCUAUCCAGUGGCCACUAGAGGAACUGCACCUUUCAUGGUUUCCUGGCUGAGACCAUACCUUCUUUAAUGUAACUUAAUGUCAUAAAAAUGUGAUUCUUUGCAAUUAUUGUUGUCCUGCACUAAACCACUGCUGUCAAAGGUUCAAGGUACAGAGACUCCAACUGCAUCUAGUCAUAUCAAAAAUUAUUACUUCCUCAGUAACUUUCCAACUAAACAACAUUUAGACCUAUUCCCUUGAUAGGGUAAAAUGGUACAGUGUGGCCCUUUCCAACAUUGCCAUAUAAAAACUGUUGUAGUCAAACUAAUCACAACAUUCAAACUACAUCUCCCUCCAGAGACUUUGUGUGAAGACUGAAGUUGAGAACCCUGUUUACUUUCUCAUGGGAACGUCGGGCAAACUGAAGACGAGAGGACUGUUUUUAUUUGAUACAUGAAACAGGUUCAAGCUCUCAGUAUCAGUAUGGGUGACAGAAAAAGAGACGUAGCUGAUAAAUUGGUUCAAAUAUUGUAGACGUCACAAAUGUCUUCAUAUGCUUUCCCAACAUUUCUGUGUCUUACCAAGGACUUAAACUAAUUCAAUGGGACUGCAUUCUUCUCUUCAGCCACAAGAUGGUGGCCCAGCCGCACCGAUCAGAGCUUUUGGACCGACUUCGUCUACUCACUUGUCGUUCUUCACACAACUCAGCCGCUUCUUUAACAUUCAGUCUUAAAGCUCCUGUGUAAAUGAAUAUAUGAACAGAAAUUGUGCCUCUACAGUUUUCACAAGUUUUGCUAUUGGAAUAACUGUUUACAUGUUGGAGUUAUGGUGGGCCUGAGAGCUCAGGGAACUGCACCUUGAAUAAAACACAUGCACGUAGACAAAGGGAGACAUUUGACAGCACAUGUUCAACAUUUAGAAAGAGAAAGCGCUGCAAAUUGAGAAAACACAACCAAAUA